UGUCCUGUUGCUGCAUGAGUAUUUUCCUGCUCUAUUAAACUGGCUCAAAUGAAGAUCCUAUAUCUGUACCUGUACAAUAUUUUUAAUGAUUGCCUUUACAGAGUCCUGUGUUUGGAGAGGGUUGUAGAAGUAAUGAUCCCACAUCACCAGACUGUCACUAUAACAUCACUGUUUUACGCAAGACUAAAGAUCCAAACCAACUGUUCCUGUGUGGAACCAAUGGACAACAACACACAUUGUGCUGUUACAUGAACCCAUCAGACGACCCGUCUAUCUGCACUCCAUCCAAGGGCAUCCAAGACAUUGGUCAACACAUAAAUGAAAGAGAGCCGUCGCUCCUCAUUGUUUCUUCUGAGGUAGAGGAGUUCUACACCACUCACUCAGGCACAGAGGGUUCCGUGGGGAUCAACAGGUUUGGGAAGAACAUGAUAUGGACAAAGAGUGGAACAGAACAGAGAUAUGUGAGUUUGGUGGCUAGCGGGCAGAGAGAGGAUCGUCUGCAGGACAGACUAUAUGCUUUCUACAUAGAGAAGAUCCAAGACCCGAGUUUGGACUCUGAUCUCUGGGUUCCCCGGGUUGCUCAAGUCUGCAUGGCUGAUAUUGGAGGACCUAAGGGCUAUCUGCAGUUCACGUGGACCUCCAAGCUGAGUGCCAGGCUCUUCUGUGGAGAACAUGGCAGCAGGCUGUCCUUCACCCAGCUAGUGGACGUGAACACUGUUCUGGCAGAAAGGUGGCAGGAUACCAGGGUCUAUGCACUCUUCAGGAAUGGCUGGGGUAUGAGUGCUGUAUGUGUCUACACCAUAGCAGAUAUUGACCGCAUCUUUAAAACCUCCAACUUCAAGGGACACACGGGGUCCGUUCCAAGCCCACGACCUGGGGAGUGUGUUAAAGACAGUACUAAACUCCCCACGGAAGUCCUGAAGAUGGUGGACGAGUUUUCAGAGAUGGAGGAGUGGGUCACCAGUGGGCCUCUCCUGGUCACUCACCAGUAUUACCACCACAUCUGUGUGGACAGCGUCCAAGGCAAAGGGAAUGUCCUGUUUCUGUCUUUAGAGAAUGGAGGGAUUCAUAAGAUUCUGGAGAGGAAUGGUCAGGUCUUCGUCAUCGCUGAGUUACAACCUUUUAACUACAUAGCACACAUCCUCAGUAUGAUGUUGCACUCCUCCACGGGGAAGCUGUAUCUGGGCUCCAGCAGAGAGCUGGUUCAGAUUGACCUGGACAGUUGUGAGCAGUAUGGAGCCCAGUGUGAAGACUGUGUCCUGGCCAGAGACCCUUACUGCGGCUGGGACGGCAAUCACUGCACCACAGCUACAAAUAAGACAAUUCAGGAUGUGGAGAACGGGAACCAUCAGGUAUGCAGCAACAUAUCCAGAGGAGUUACUGCAAGUAAAGAUGGAAUCAGAAUUCCUCUAUCUUCAAAGUACUUCCUCAAUUGCCCAACCUUUUCCAGCCACGCUGAGUACAGCUGGAGGCACCAUGGCAACACCACAACAACACCGUGCAUCUGCACAGGGUCAGAGCACCAGUGUCUCCUGCUAAUAGAGAGCAUGGGCCCUGAGCAGCAGGGGACAUACAGCUGUGUGUCUGAGGAGAGGGGCUACCACAGGACCCUGGUGCAAUACCAGUUACAGCUAGACAGUGGGGCCACAGGCCUGGCCUCUCCCCGCUUCGGUUGUCUGGGUCUGGUACUAACACUGGUCCUGACUUUGCUCUGCUAGAAUCAGCUCUGUGGGUUCUCACCCCAGCCCUAUGACCGAGCGGACUUGACUUGCACAUGUCUGCACUUGCACUUUGGUCUUCCUUACACCCACGCUACCUCAAGAAUAGUUCAUGACAGUCAACAGUCAAGUGACCGAGCCAUUUCCUUUGUUACUUUCACAAUCAACUGGUCAAAAAACAGAACGCUGUAGAAGUUGAAGGAACUGCACUUGUGCUGAGUUAAGGAUUUAUCUGGAGGAAUUGGCCUUUAUGUAUUUUAUAAUCAUGCUCUGUUUUCCAAUAUGGAACUUUGCAGAUGUUUGAAAUAUUUUAUGUGACAAUCUGAAUGUAUAGUAUAUUGCAAAAACACUUACGUUUUUAGAAAUAUAUACAUUUUUUCUUAACUUUUAAGUUUCAUGCUAACAGCAUGAUAGUUGUAAAUAUAUACAGUACCAGUUACAAGUUUGGACAUUGCAGGGUUUUUAUUUAUUUGUACUAUUUUCUACAUUGU
Salvelinus namaycush (lake trout) is the source of this 2209-nucleotide messenger RNA. RefSeq names its product semaphorin-7A-like. The transcript has 12 exons. Gene Ontology annotation, biological process: negative regulation of axon extension involved in axon guidance; positive regulation of cell migration; axon guidance. The coding region runs from base 249 to 1718 and encodes 489 amino acids. Gene Ontology annotation, molecular function: chemorepellent activity; integrin binding; semaphorin receptor binding. The record is from RefSeq and is a predicted model, not a curated record. NCBI's taxonomy places the organism in Eukaryota, Metazoa, Chordata, Actinopteri, Salmoniformes, Salmonidae.